Laccaria bicolor S238N-H82 is the source of this 663-nucleotide messenger RNA. RefSeq lists its product as uncharacterized. The transcript is spliced from 4 exons. The record is from RefSeq and is a predicted model, not a curated record. The coding region runs from base 1 to 663 and encodes 220 amino acids. NCBI's taxonomy places the organism in Eukaryota, Fungi, Basidiomycota, Agaricomycetes, Agaricales, Hydnangiaceae.
AUGCCCACAGAUGACAAGUGCCCAUGGAUGUUCCAAAAAAUCAAUGUCAAAUUGGAGGCGAACUGGUCUGUCUUUCAGCAUGACUUUGCUCCUAGUUACAAGGAUCUAUUUGAAUCUGGUGUCAAUGCUGGAUAUUAUAAUGUUGACGAUGUACUUGACAAUGAAUUUGACAAAUGGGUCAUCGUUCACAAUCGAACUCCUCCUCAUGCCAACACCAAGAAGGUCUUGCCUCAUGGGAUUCCCGAACUAAGCUGUGAGAAGCCAGAGCAGUUUGGAGCUCUUGAUUUCAAGAGCUCAUUGACCAUCUUGAAGCAGAAUUUUCCCCUCCUGACCACCCAGUCUUUCAGCUCACACCACCUUUAUUCCAUGAACAUUGGGUCUCCUGUGAUCACUUUUUGUACAUUCUGGGACAUGUACCGCCAAUUAUCCUAUUGUUUCCAUCAAGAUUUGGAGACUGAUCAUGAUGAGGCAAUGGCCUCUCUCAUUUCUUCACAACACACACAAACACAGGAGGUUGAGCAGGAUUUAAUUCCACUCAUUGAAGGUCUGAAGGAACUUUGGCAGGGUGAUCAAGUUGUUGGCCCAUCUAAUCAUGAUGGUGAUGGAUCUGACUAUGCUUCCUUCACUGAUGAUUCAGAUGAAGAGUCCAAAGGUGAUACAUAA